AUGAGCUUGAUCCAAGUAGCUCUGCUCUCAAAACUGCGUAUGUUCGAGUCUUUUGUGGUUCUGAGCUAUCAGACGUGUACGUAUUCGGGUUUUGCAAAUCUCACGUAUAGAGUCGUGCUUGUUGUUCACGUUUCACGAUUGCUUGAGCUUCCCGCAAGGCUUUCUUUUGCGUCGUCGGUCAGAAUUGGUUCGGUGGUGCGCAUCUGCGUUCGAAUCUGCUCAUGGCUGACCGGCAGAUAUCGCAAACACGUUCUCAAUUCUGAGUCGAGAGUGACGCCCUGUGAGUUGCUGUGCUGUGACUGGCGUCAGAGAGGAAUCGUGAAUACAGCGGAUGAAGCAGGAUUCAAGUUCAAUUCAUCUCGGUCUGACGAGAUUUUGAUUACUGGCCGAGAUGAAGCCCCGCUCGUGCAACGGAGCUACAUUAGCGAGGAGGCCGGAACCAUCUCUGCGUGGAUUCUUCAGGAGCCGCAAAAACUUCUCACGCGGCCCAAGCACCACAUUGCCGAGCAGCGGACGUGGCACACAGAAGCAGGGCUCAAGCUUAGUCUCUUCGAGUAA
Mycosarcoma maydis (corn smut) is the source of this 558-nucleotide messenger RNA. RefSeq lists its product as uncharacterized. NCBI's taxonomy places the organism in Eukaryota, Fungi, Basidiomycota, Ustilaginomycetes, Ustilaginales. The transcript has a single exon. The coding region runs from base 1 to 558 and encodes 185 amino acids. The record is from RefSeq and is a predicted model, not a curated record.